This is a messenger RNA of Neurospora crassa OR74A, 728 nucleotides long. RefSeq lists its product as hypothetical. Lineage: Eukaryota; Fungi; Ascomycota; Sordariomycetes; Sordariales; Sordariaceae. The record is from RefSeq and is a predicted model, not a curated record. The transcript has a single exon. The coding region runs from base 253 to 591 and encodes 112 amino acids.
GCAUGCAUAGACCUGCCAUUUGAGCUUGUUGUCAGCCGUGGACGCUUGCCCGAAACACCGUCGCAAAGGACUGACGUCCAGUCUGUCGGCGUUCAAUGACUGCUCAUCCAAUGGGCCCACUUGAGCAGCUGGAGCGCCGAGUAGCUAAGAGCUUGGAGAAAUUAGAUAGCUGUGUCUAAUGAAGCGCAAUGCCAGUAAAGAGAUAUAUCUAAUCAGUAAUGUGCUGGAUGAAGCCAUGUUCGAGUAAAUGAGAUGGCUAGUUUUUAUCUGAGACCAAUUGGCUGGAUGAUCGGUGGUGGAAGAGCUGAGCAACGAUUGAGAAGGGGGGGGGGGGCGGCGGGUGAGAUCACGGUGGUGUGCACAUGCAGCCAAACACACACCACACCAAGGCUACAGAAGACAGCUGGAAAAGCAUGGCGGGCAGCUGUCAGUCAAGCCUUAUUGGACAGAAAGCAGUCUUGGAACUACGGCCAUUUAUUGCCUCUUGGCGGUCGGCUGUCAGCCCGUGCACCUCCACACAACCCAGCCCAUUUUUUUCCCUUCCUCCCCGCGGUCCCCCGGCACAGCCUUUCCUCUCAACCGCUGGCAUGAGGCUCACCACUUUGGAAGCACCCCCAGCUCUGGAUUCCACCUCCACCUCUCCCUAAAUACAGCGUGCUCUUGCCAUCAAUACGUUCGAUCUUUGAGCUUCAGUCGAUUGCUAGCUGUAGCCAUUGCAUCCUCUGUCU